This is a messenger RNA of Odocoileus virginianus texanus, 3760 nucleotides long. NCBI's taxonomy places the organism in Eukaryota, Metazoa, Chordata, Mammalia, Artiodactyla, Cervidae. The record is from RefSeq and is a predicted model, not a curated record.
CGCAGCGCCCAGCCCAGCGCAGCUCCCCGCCGCUGUCGAGCCGCGGACACAGGACCAGAGGCUCGCUCCAGCGGGCGCGCUUGUUUUCCUUCUGCCGCCUCGCCCUGCGCAGCACCCGCCUGUCUGAAAGCCGCGUUCUGCCCCGCCCGCCAUCCGUGCCCUGCGCUGGAUUUAUGAAUGGGGGGAAGAGGCCACAUGCCGCCGCCGCCGCCUCUUGUUGACCGCACGCAGCCAGGGCCCGCGGAGCUCCGGUUACCGUGAGAGCGCCGGCCCGGCCCCGGCAGCCGCUCCCAGGACUUGUUGCUGCUGCGCUGCCGCCGCCGCUGCGGCGGGGAAGCCGGCUGCUCCGGGGCUCGGCGCGGACUGGGAGCAGGAGAGUGGCCCGUGUGAGUGUGAGCGCGCGCACCGCCCGGACCCUCGCAGUGCGCCUGGACAGUGCACUUCCCCGUCUUUGGGGAGGUGGAGGGGGGGCGUGUCCCGGGCCCCUAGCAUCUGAGUGCCUCGGGUCCUAGCCGGGGGGAACGUGUGUGUGCUUGCCCUGCUUCCCCGGGCGCCUCGCUAGGUCCUCGGCUCUCCUUUUCCCCUCCUGACUCCCUCCCCGGCGCUGCCAGCCCAAACCCCAACCACCUGUGCACCCGAGAAAUCCAACUCCUCUCGCUCGGUGCCCCGCGGGGGAGGCAGGGGCAGGGCCACGCCGCAGAGGGGGCCGCCGCCGCCUCCUGCCUCCUCCUGGUCCCCUCCCCCAUCCCCGUCUGACGCUGCCUCCUCGGGAAGGGUGUUUGGAGGGCAGCGGCCGCCCCAAGCCGAAGCCCCGCAGCGCUUCUUAUGAUCAGCUCGGUGUGUGUCUCCUCCUACCGCGGGCGCAAGUCGGGGAACAAGCCUCCGUCCAAAACAUGUCUGAAGGAGGAGAUGGCCAAGGGCGAGGCGUCGGAGAAGAUCAUCAUCAACGUGGGCGGCACGCGACAUGAGACCUACCGCAGCACCCUGCGCACCCUACCGGGCACCCGCCUCGCCUGGCUGGCCGAUCCCGACGGCGGGGGCCGGCCCGAGUCCGAUGGCGGUGGUGCAGGCAGCAGCGGCGGCGGGGGCUGUGAGUUCUUCUUCGACCGGCACCCGGGCGUCUUUGCUUACGUGCUCAACUACUACCGCACAGGCAAGCUGCAUUGCCCCGCCGACGUGUGCGGCCCCCUCUUCGAGGAGGAGCUCACCUUCUGGGGCAUCGACGAGACCGACGUGGAGCCCUGCUGCUGGAUGACCUACCGGCAGCACCGCGACGCCGAGGAGGCGCUCGACAUCUUCGAGAGCCCGGACGGAGGCGGUGGAGGCCCGGGGCCCGGCGACGAGGCCGGCGACGACGAGCGGGAGCUGGCCCUGCAGCGCCUGGGGCCCCACGAAGGAGGCGCGGGCCCUGGCGCGGGGCCCGGGGGCUGCCGCGGCUGGCAGCCCCGCAUGUGGGCGCUCUUCGAGGAUCCCUACUCCUCCCGGGCGGCCAGGGUGGUGGCCUUCGCCUCUCUCUUCUUCAUCCUGGUGUCCAUCACCACCUUCUGUCUGGAGACCCACGAGGCUUUCAACAUCGACCGCAACGUGACGGAGAUUCACCGGGUGGGGAAUACUACCAGCGUGCGCUUCCGGCGCGAGGUGGAGACGGAGCCCAUCCUGACCUACAUCGAGGGCGUGUGUGUGCUGUGGUUCACGCUGGAAUUCCUGGUGCGCAUCGUGUGCUGCCCGGACACGCUGGACUUCGUCAAGAACCUGCUCAACAUCAUCGACUUCGUGGCCAUCCUGCCCUUCUACCUGGAGGUGGGACUGAGUGGCCUGUCAUCCAAGGCGGCCCGCGACGUGCUGGGCUUCUUGCGUGUGGUGCGCUUCGUGCGCAUCCUACGCAUCUUCAAGCUCACGCGCCACUUUGUGGGGCUGCGCGUGCUGGGCCACACCCUGCGCGCCAGCACCAACGAGUUCCUGCUGCUCAUCAUCUUCCUGGCCCUGGGCGUGCUUAUCUUCGCCACCAUGAUCUACUACGCAGAGCGCAUCGGCGCCAGGCCCUCCGACCCGCGGGGCAAUGACCACACCGACUUUAAGAAUAUCCCCAUCGGCUUCUGGUGGGCCGUCGUCACCAUGACAACACUGGGCUACGGGGACAUGUACCCCAAGACGUGGUCCGGCAUGCUGGUGGGGGCGCUGUGUGCUCUGGCCGGCGUGCUCACCAUUGCCAUGCCCGUGCCUGUCAUUGUCAACAACUUCGGCAUGUACUACUCUCUGGCCAUGGCCAAGCAGAAGCUGCCCAAGAAACGGAAGAAGCAUGUACCUCGGCCACCCCAGCUGGAGUCGCCCAUUUAUUGCAAGUCACAGGAGACCUCGCCCAGGGACAGCACCUACAGUGAUGCCAGCCCCCCUGCCCCGGAAGAGGGUGUGGUUGAGAGGAAACGGGCAGAUUCCAAGCAGAAUGGCGAUGCCAGUGCGGUGCUGUCAGACGAGGAGGGAGCCGGCCUCACCCAGCCCCUGGCCUCCGCCCCCACCCCUGAGGAGCGCAGGGCCCUGCGCCGCUCCGGCACCCGAGACAGAAACAAGAAGGCAGCUGCCUGCUUCCUGCUCAGCGCUGGGGACUAUGCCUGCGCCGAUGGUAGUGUCCGCAAAGAGACCUGCCAAGACGCCCUCUCGUCCAACUAUGCCCAGGCCGAAGUCCUCACCCUCUCUUAAAGCGGCACCAACGUGAGAGAGACAGGCAGACAGACAGAAAGCCAGAGGCUUAGGGCAACUCUGGAACCCAGGCAAGAAUCUUUCGCUGGGAAAGACUCAUAUCCUUGAUUGCACAGGACUGAUGGAAAACCUCCCAUGUGACCCUCGGGCCCAGAGCCAUCGGGUCUGAUGUUCUUGUUCUGUUGUACAUUGAAGAGAUAUAUAUGCACAUAUAGUAUCUAUAUUCAUACAUACUGUACUAUUGUGUGUAGUGCACGUGCUGUUGGUGGUCUGUCUUCUUCGUUAGGCUGUGUCUCCCCAAAUCCUUGCCCCACCCCACCCUUUCCCUUCACUGAUUCUUUGUUUCUGCUGAAUGUGUGUGUGGAAUAUCCCAGGAAAAAUACACCUGGGAACUGCCAGUCCAGCUGGGUGGUCCCAGGCUAGACUCUCCCUCUUGGGAGCAUUUCCCCUGUGGGCCAGAGGCGGGUGGAAGGCCAGAUUGCCGCCUGGGGUCACUGCCCCACUGGCCUCACCCCACCCCAGAUUGGGGCUCUACCUCCCACCCCACGCCCCAGUUGUUGGGGGACUUCCCAGGGCUCCUCUGCAGCUUCCUCCACUCCUUCCUCCACCUUCCCUGUGUCCUUGACUGAGGGGGUGUUCUGUCUUUUUUUAUUUCUGGUUUUUUGUUCUGUCUCCUUCGUCCAUUUGUUUUCCAAAGAUGCUGCUGGGCAGACGGGCAGGGAAGGGGUCUGUCUGCCCAUCUGGCUCAGGGGUCUGAGAAGGGGAAGCCGCGGGCGAGCGGAGACCAGUUGCAAUACUGUACUUCCUGGCUGGUGGCCAGAGGAUGCGUGCAAUAGCCGAGGCCAGGUGCCCCCCUUCGACCUUGGCCUCUGCCCCUGCCUCAGCCCUCCCUCCCCACUCCCAGCCCGCCCUGCCCCUCCCUGAUGUUGGUCGUCCUUUUCUAAAGCUGUCCCCUCGUGCGUCUGAGGCAUGCCUAGGCUGGGCCCUACUGCCCUGUCCGCAUGCCUGUGACUGUCAUGCCGUGCUCAAGCCCCAAUAAAGACAUCUGGAGCGUUCUGCCGUG